AUGUGCACUGGUGUGACUUGGGCUUCACAGCCCUGUGUGGCGGCGGCUCUCGCCCCGCACUUCGACUUGUGCGGAUGUGCAUUGUGCUCAAACCAGAGGCGGCUCUCGCCCGGCGCCUGCUCGCCCCCGUCGCGCAUCGCCCCCCCCCCCCACCCCCCCGCACUGCUCUCCCCCAACUGGUUCAUCACCCUCCUCGCCCGCCCCCUCCUGCAUGCAUGCCUCCCCGCUGCCCUCUUCUCUUCUCACGAACAUCACCGUGCCUACCUUCAGAACCUCCCAGCAUCUGCUUUCUCUGUAACUGUGUUCUUCUCAUCCCCACCCCUGCCUCGUCCCACCCCUCGUCCCAUCACAGAGACGUCUGAAAGAGACCCUGUGGCCCGCCGCCUGCUGGCCUCCUCGCGCCACAACUCCCCCGCGGUCGUCUCCCCCGACUGGUUCAUCGCCCUCCUCGCCCGCCCCUCCUGUAUGCGAGCCUCCCCGCUUCCCCACGUGCUAUUCGACACUGAGCCAGCUGUCGUCGCCUCAUUGGCCGACGUUCGCAGCAGGCAGAGGGGAUUGAGGGUACCAGUGAAGCAGCAGGAGGAUGUGGAGGAGAAGGAGGAAGGGGAGGAGGGGAAAGAAGAGGGGGAGGAGGAGGAAGAAGACGAGGGGGUGGAGGAGGGGCAGGAGGAGGGGAAGGAGGAGAAGGAAGAAGAAGAGGAAGCUGUUGCUGACGAAGAAAGGGCAAUUGGGAAAAGAGAAAGGCGCUUAUCUUUCGAGAACUCGCUUCACACAGUCAAUGCGGGUCGCAGCAAUGGCACUGUUGACGAUGAUGAAGCUGGUGCUGAUUUUGAUGUGCAUGCUGAUUGUGAUGCUGACACAGAUAGUGAGAAAGAUGAUGAUGAUGAGAGUGGUGGUUGGGCGGCCACGGCGCAUGUGCGUCUGGGUGAGAGCAUUGGCCUCUCCAGCUUCACAGAGGAAUCACAGGACAUUGGCGGUGGUGUGGCUGCUGCUCUUGCUACUGGCGCUGGUCGGAAUAUGAGUGCGGCUGAUGGUGCUGCUGCUGCCGGUGGUGGUGUGGCUGGUGGGUUGCGUAAGGGAAAGGCAACGGCUGGUGGUGGAAGGAAUACGGGGUCGACAAGGCAUCAAAAGGGUGUCUCACCUGCCACCUCCCACUUGCUGGCAGCCACUCUUGGAGACUUCCUUGGCGGGCAUUCCUCCAUCCGCCACUCUCCACCAUUGGUUCACCGCACCACUCUUGCACCCUUCCCCCGAACUUUCCCGCAACCCCCGUCCCAACCCCCGUUCUCACACCCCCCUUCCCCGCCAACUUUCCGCCAUUUCGCAUCCCACCGCAACACCACCCUCCGCCAAUCACGGAUCCUCGGCCAGCGCUCUCGCUCCCUCACAUCUGCCCUUGACUAUGCCGAUUUGCUUCCUUCCUGA
Closterium sp. Naga37s-1 is the source of this 1425-nucleotide messenger RNA. The record is from the annotation of a GenBank genome assembly. Lineage: Eukaryota; Viridiplantae; Streptophyta; Zygnematophyceae; Desmidiales; Closteriaceae.